Messenger RNA from Phacochoerus africanus (Common warthog), 3370 nucleotides. Its product is annotated as H-2 class I histocompatibility antigen, Q10 alpha chain-like. Gene Ontology annotation, cellular component: external side of plasma membrane. Gene Ontology annotation, biological process: immune response. The transcript has 8 exons. The record is from RefSeq and is a predicted model, not a curated record. Lineage: Eukaryota; Metazoa; Chordata; Mammalia; Artiodactyla; Suidae. The coding region runs from base 231 to 1409 and encodes 392 amino acids.
CCCCCAGGCCGCCUAAGAACCUCAGCGGGAACCCGGCGAGAGCCAGAGCUUCAGCUUGAGGCUAGAACGAGGAGUCGCAGAAGGGGCGGCUCGGGGGGCGCUGAGCGCUCCCCGCUCGGGACCGGGCGAGGGACGCGUGCUGUGGUCGGACGGCGGCCGGCGUUGGCAACAGGCCACUGGCCCCACAGCUGAAGACGGACUCCGCGGGCACUUGCGCCCUGGGGCUGCGCAUGAGGCUGGCGACCAGGGGGCCGCCGAGCCCCGGGAGCUUCUGGGGCCGGCCGUCGCCGCCGCCACCGCUGCUGGUGUUGCUGCUCUUGGGGCUGGUGCUGGAGGGCGCGGCAGAGAGUCCCUGGGGGUUGCCCUUGGUGGCCGAUGGCCCAGCUUCCAUGGCAAAGGUGGUGAUGGCAGAACUGGCAGACCUGAAGUUGGAAAAGAAACCAUGGCCUAGAGGGACGCACUCCCUCCGCUACCACUACCUGGCCCUAUCAGAGCCAGGGCCAGGCCUCCCUCAGUUUCUGGCUGUAGGCUACGUGGACGACCAGGUCUUCAUCCGGUAUGAUAGUCGUCGAGGCAAAGCGGAACCACAGGCCCCAUGGAUGGCUCACAUGGAUGCCCAGUACUGGGAGAAGGAGACUAAGAAGCAGAGGAUCUGGGCGAAGGUGCAGCAGGUGGAGAUGUGGACAGUGAUGGGCUACUACAACCAGAGCAGUGGCAUGCACAGCACUCAGCGCAUGUUUGGCUGUGAGAUCCAGGAGGACGGCCACUCCACUGGCUUCUGGCAGUUUGGCUUCGAUGGCCAGGACCACCUGUCACUGGACCUGGAAACUCUGAGCUGGGUGUCAGCUGAGCCUGUGGCCGUACGGACCAAGCGCUGGUGGGAGACAGAGCGCUGCUAUGCAGAGUAUGACAAGGCCUACGUGGAAGGUGUCUGCCUUACCUCCCUACGCAAAUACCUGGAGCUGGGAGGCCAGAGAUUCAGCCGGAGAGAGCCACCCACAGUGCGGGUGACAAAGCACACGGCCCAGGAUGGGGGCACCACACUGAGGUGCUGGGCCCUGGGCUUCUAUCCACAAGACAUCUCGCUGAGCUGGUGGCUGGGUGAAAAGGAGCUGACCUCCAAGACUGAGUAUGUGGAGACACGCCCCAGUGGCGAUGGCACCUAUCAGACAUGGUUGGCCACGCAGGUGCCAGCUGGGGAAGAGAUCCAGUACACCUGCCACGUGCAACACUCCAGCCUGAAUCACACACUCACUGUGACCUGGGAAUCACCCUCAUCGUCUGGACUUAUUGCCAUGAUUAUCUCCCCCAUCCUGGUCUUGCUGGUGGUUUGUGUUGUGAUCUUGAUCAAGUGCCUUCAAGAAACCAGGAGUAAGGAAGCAAGCCCCAGGUGGAGAGGACCCUUAUAAUUGCCAAAGCCCAACGAGAACAGAGCCUACUCAACUCAUCUGAUAACAGAAGUUCACUGUCACAAAUUAAGGUGCUUGGGGGCAUGAAGUCCCACUGCACUGGCUCACUGGUGUGAUCUGACUGCAAGGGGCCCACUCUGCCCCCAAAACGAUCCCUCCUCACUCCCUUCAGCCUUGUUACAAGAAGUCUGUGCCACUAAGAUGGCUUUGAAGUCCUUUUAGAAGUCUAAUCCUGUUUGGGGUAGGGGGGUGGUUGGGGAGGAGAGCAGUAGUAAUUCCUCAUAUUGUUUUACACUUGACAAUUUUGCAAAAUGAUUUCAUGUUAAGUGUAAAUCCCACUAGAGCCUCUCAGACACCCCUGUGAGUUUGGCAAAGUUAUUCUCUGUUCUCAUGUCCACUUCCCCAACAUGAAAACUAAGGGUCUGGGCAGUCAGGGAAGAACCAGAACAGUAGUAAUAAAGCUACAAGGGCAGCCUCCUGCAUGCAUCAGCUAGCAUCAGGAAGAAAUGGCUGGAUGCCUGCCUCUUUUAUAAGUGUGUUUGUAUGUACAUAUGAUAUCCAUUUUUGUAAAAAGUAGAGUGUUAGGGUGUGAGGGGGCUAUGAGGGUGAGAGAGGGUGGGUAUAUGUACACACGAGGGUGAAUGGGUGUGUAUGUGUGAGGGCAAGGGGGUGUAUGGGGUAUGUGUCAGGGUGAGGGUAUGUGUAGUAUGUGGGUGUCCUUAUGUAUUUGAGGAGAAGCUCAGAGGGACAGGGGCUUAGGGGCCUCUUAGUCCCAGGCAGCUGAAGGAUGGGAAACAACACAGGCCGUAUUUCCCAUAUUACCUGUCCUUUUGAAUGGUUUGAACAUUUACAGUAAGCACAUGUUACUUUUAAAAUGAGGGGAAGACCUCUUUUUACUGUGUCCUAUGGAAAUGUCUCCUCAGUGAACAAGACACUCCCUGGGACUACACACUGGUUGAUUCUGCCAGCAGCUCCAGUCUCAUGGCCAUUUGAGGUGCUAGGGGCCGGGACUCCAGAGCCCUAGCAAGCAGAGGAAGCACUCCACUGUCAUAAAGGACACAAGGCCAGACCUUUCCCAGGGGACCCUCUGCCUCCCCUUAAGUGGACAUGAAAAGUGUGACAGAACCUCCUGUGGGGACUUCUGAAACCUCCAUGUCUGCAGCCCUGGGAGGCCCUUGGCCCCAAGAUGUGAAUGACUGGUGAUACUAGAAAAAGAUUCAGCCUGCCCUGGUGGCCUGCAGGACCUCAGCAAUGAGAUCAUAAUUAUCAGAUUGUACUUAAAAUGUAUCUUAAAUGUCAAUCUUUCUCAGUGAUAUUGUCAUGUUCCGUAUUCACUGUACUAACCACAUAAGCAGUGUUCUAAGCACUUUACUGUAAGCUAUUUAAUAUUCAUAGUACAUUUGUGCAGAAUUAAUAAUCCUGUGCUACAGAUGAGGAAACUGAGGCCCAGGGUCCCACAGCUGGUUCAUGCCAGAGCUGGGAUGUGAGGCCAGGCAGUCUGGCUGCAUGCUGGGCACCUCACCAAUGUACCAAAAGCCUCAAUGAAAACCAUGCUGUGCUGUAAAUGGGCAAGUAAGUACAGGUCUGCAAUCCCUUAUCUGCAAUUCUGAAAUCCAGAAAAAAAAACUCUCAAAGUCAGAAGUUUCUUCCAAGCUUUGUCAUCAAAUCCUGACCGGGGGGAAGGGCAGGAGAAAAAAAAUUCCUGAAGUGAAGUGAGGCUAUUUAUACUCUGUUUACUUCUUGUGUGCCUUUUUGCAGUUUUCCACAGAAAUAUUAGUUUGGGAAAUCAUGGAGUGUCAUCCCAGACCUCUCUAAGUAGUGUUAUGUGAUAUCCAGCAUCUACAGUACCUUCCUAAAGCCAAAAGAAUUCUAAAUUCUGAAAUACAUCUGGCCCUAAGGGUUUCGGGUAAGGGAUUGUGGACCUGUAUUAAUAAGGUUUUCUAAUAAAUGUUUUAUUUUUA